AAGUUGCAGAACUGUUGGGAGCGGAAGAGAACGUUUUUCGAAGUGGCAGCAGCACAAUCGAGUUUGAAAAGUGUUAAUCCUAAUUUGCCGGAUUCUCUGGUAUCUCCUCUGGUAACCGUUCUCGAUCCAUGCACUCUCCACGCUGCGAUUCAUACAAAAGUCGAUUGGAGUUUAGUCAGAUCUCGACUAGUUAGAGGUCAUAUUCUCGCGAGGAAACCAGUCCGACCGCCCGUUCGCGAACCAUCCAGUCAUCCUGAAGCUCCAGACGCGGAUGGAUCUUCUGAUGGUGGUGGUGGAACGUCGUCUCAAUGUUCGUCUCCAGCGUAUCCGGGGAAAAACGGAGAGAAUCGGGGAUCAAGUCCAAUGGAAACAUGCGGCGCAAAUUUGGAGCUAUCAGAAGAGGCUGCUCUAAAAAGAGACAAGGAUGUUUUCAUUGACGAAAUCGUGGAUCUAGUUAGGAAUGUCAAAAAACACAACGACCCAUCCCUCUCAUCCAGUCCCACGUGGAUCGACCGUCUACAAGUGGAGAAGGUAUCCAAGCAGCUGAUAAUGCUUCAGAACUAUCAGCCAGGCCUUCUAUCAAUCGAUGAAAUUGUUCAUGGACUGCUUUUUGAGCACGGACCAGCUGUCAUGGAGGAUAUCCUCAUCGAAAUGCCAGAACACAUCGUAGUUAUUGUUAACUCUUUAAUUGCAAAUCCAACGCCAGGAAACCGGACGAGAUAUCGAAAUUUGAUCAUUGGAAAGAUCGUCGAGUUAUAUCCAUAUUUUGCCAAACGGAUAAUCUACAAAUUCGCUGAGCGUCGAUCAGAUUGUGUAUUCGCAUGUCGGCUGGCUGUGGAUCAUAUGAGUGACAAGCAAUUUUUGGAGUUUUUAGAACCAAUGCUAUCGGAGAAAGACACCUACAUCCAUAAAAUAGUCGUUAAAAUGUCGAAUCGUCAAGUCCUCCCUCUCGUCAUCACACGUCUUCUUUCCAUGGCUAACUUCGUUCUUCAGGCUCAUCCAGAUGCCUUUCCAGAGAUGGGAAUGGCCCCUUGGUGUACACGUCUUUCUUACUGUCUCUUAGAGCUUAUGAAUUUCGCUAUGGAACCGUGGAAAGAGCUAGAAGUCGUCACUGUCACCAAAUUCGUGUUCCGAACCUCUUCAAGGGCUUCUGUACGAAACGCUCCUUCUGAAUCAGAAUCCAUCGAUGAGCCAAUGGAUACAACUGAUAAUGAUCAGAAUUCUCAAGAUUCUUGUGUUCCGGAUUCCGAUCCGGAAACUUCUCAAUCCAUCUCAAGACCCCCACAAAUUCGACCCGGAGCCACUAUUGAUCCAUCUCCAUUCGGCGAGGAGCACGAGUGUUUUGUACUGGCAGCACUUAUUGCUGUUCCCUUUCUCACACAGUAUCCACCGAAUCAAACUGGAGCAGUUCAACCACCGGAUCGAGCAGUCGAGCAUUGGUUGGAAGUGGCGAGGAAGAGGGUUCUGAUUGGGGAGAAGGUCACCACAACAUUCGGCGCUAAUCUGAUCUACGUGCACGCUUGUAUCAUGUCAUCUCGAAUCGAGGAGCUCGCCGAGUUUGCCAGUGACCUAAUGAAACAAAAAGUGGAAUUGGCUCAACGACCGAAUUACGCACAAGUCCUCAAGAAUGCAUUCACAUCGAGGUGUAUGACAGAGGUGGAAGUAGCGAAACGAAGUGUAUGCCAAGAAUCAUCAAAAAACUCUCCGAGCUCUGCGAUGGCUCUUCGAUCGGUGCAUGCUCUCCAGUUGGCUGGAGUGUACAAAGCGUUCCAGAUUAGUAUAAAACCAUGGCUUGAAAUACAAUUAGAUUGUAUUGCAUUGCCUUGUUCUAAGCUUUUAGCAGAUAUUGUCGAUGGAUUCGCUCAGAGUUCCGCGUUUUCGAAGGGAAAAGGACUCGGGAAGGAGUUUGUCAGGGACACAUUCACCGGCGAUAUUUUCGAUUCUCGAACCGUUCCCAAACGUCUUUUUGUCCUUUUAUACAUGUGCUCCUUCCGAGAGGCAGCACAUCGACAUGACUCCUCUCUUCAACAUUUUCUGUACGAUAUGUCGAUUUUCCGUAAAAUGCCUGUACGAUAUCUUCUCUCGAUUAUGGAUCAACAAAGAGAAAAUUUUGAGGAGAUUCGAGCGAAAAUUAUAACUCGAGUGGCUGUGAUCUUUCCAUUCACCCUUCCAACACCGCUUUCUAUGGAAAUUUUCACUGAAAAUCAGAAAUUGGCAGAUUUGGAAAUUCAAGAUGAGGAGCAUUUCGGUAGACAGAGAACGGAUCAAAGAUUGAAACAUUUGAAGGAAAAUAAGGAUAUCAAUAAAGUUUUGGAAUCUAUCAAUCGAUUCGGCAUUAGGGAUCAGCUCUCCUCGCUUCCAAUCGUUAUCAAUAUCUUCAUGGACUCUCUGAAACCUCAUACUCCAUCCGGAUUCGAACAACCACUCGUAGCAAUUUUCGAUCGAUACGAACAACUUGAUCCAUUCUCUCUUUUCCUUCAAUCCGCUGCCUCGUGGAUCCAACACGAUAAGGGGAUCGACGUUGAGGACGUCAUCAAAAUCCCAUCGUUGCUCUUCAGAAGCGAUCCACGCAUCUUCUCAUCUCCACCUCACUUCCACUGCUUCAUUCGCACAUUGAACUUUUUCAAUAAAAAAGUCCGAAUCGAGAAUCGUCUCAAAACGCUGGAAAUUCAAUACAAGGCUCAGGCGUCUGCGAUUCAGCAUCAGAAUCGAAUCUACGGCCUUGAAUUGGAUAGGAAGGAGAAAGAGUUGCUCACCGGAGCAUAUCUCGAUAUUCAGCAGAGUGUUCUCAUUCAUGCUUUGGUGGAAGUUUGUGAUCCGAAGAGAAUGAAAGAUGAUCCGACGGACUUCUCUCUUGCCGAAAAACGCGUUCAAAUCCGAAAAAUCGCUUGUGACUUCAUCCAUCGAACAUUUCUGGACUACGAGGGACUCAUCAAAGUUGUCCUCCAUCAAAGAUUUCCACUUCGCCAAGUUCGAGAUCUUGUUGAAGGUGUACCUGCGCUAUUCGCUGGAAAUGCACAGAUCCUUGAGAUGCUCUCACUGGCAGAUCAGGAUAGACGAUUCUUUGCGAUUGUGUUUGCAGCCGAGAUUUGUAGAAAGUAUCGAGUACGCGAGUCACUGGAGACCGCCCGAGCUGUGUGCGAUAUCGUGCACUCUCUUCAUAAGUUUGGAGAGUUGCCCUCUUCGUACAAGCUAUGGAAACACGUUGCACCGGCGCUGAUCAUUCUGGCUACAGAAUUUCCAUCUCUCGCUGAUAGUAUUAAUCGCCUUUUAAUUCGAGUCUUAACAACGGCCAAAAAUCGAAUGGCUGUGAAAUCCGGAAUGUUCGCUGGAGAUCCAAAACAGGAAGAAUAUCGAUUGAUCGCCGAAAUCACAUCGUUUUUGGACAGAAAUAAGAACCGACAAACGCUAUGA
Caenorhabditis briggsae is the source of this 3414-nucleotide messenger RNA. Gene Ontology annotation, cellular component: integrator complex. Lineage: Eukaryota; Metazoa; Nematoda; Chromadorea; Rhabditida; Rhabditidae. The transcript has 15 exons. The annotation marks the transcript as partial. The record is from RefSeq and is a predicted model, not a curated record. Gene Ontology annotation, biological process: snRNA 3'-end processing.